Phalaenopsis equestris is the source of this 1181-nucleotide messenger RNA. RefSeq names its product protein MIZU-KUSSEI 1-like. Bases 401 to 1030 code for a protein of 209 amino acids. The record is from RefSeq and is a predicted model, not a curated record. NCBI's taxonomy places the organism in Eukaryota, Viridiplantae, Streptophyta, Magnoliopsida, Asparagales, Orchidaceae. The transcript is spliced from 2 exons. Gene Ontology annotation, biological process: hydrotropism.
AUAUAGCACACAUGGCCGUACCCCCCACUAUGCCUGUGCAUCGUAGGUGGACGUCGGCUAACCCGCGGCCCAGCGGGCCUUAACUCCGGCGCAUAUUUUGCUCCUUUCCCUUUCGUGCAAGGCGCCGCGUCCCCACCGCGAGCAACCACCUGCGGAACUCCUGCUGCUGUAGCUGCAGCGAGCGAUCUUGUGUGCGCUCCACCGUUCAAAGCCGAGUUCGCAUUCCAGCUACCUCACCAGGUCGCCAGACGCCGCUUGUGUCUCUUGUUUUUCUAGUACCUCGCUGCCCUAACCUCAAAGUCCUAGCUCCGCCACGAGGUUUGUUCGCCGUCGCUGUAAGCACAUAAUGUUCAUGAGAACAAGGGGCAAAAUGCAUGGCAAGUGAGGUGAGGAGCAGGCCAUGAACCACAAGCGCCACCAUUCCACCACCAAAACUUCCAACGCUUCAGCUCCAAAGAAGAAAGCAAUUUUCUUGGCAGCUAUUGCAGUAUCCAGGUUCCGCUCCGCGCUGGCCGCCGCAGUUACAAGACACCAGGUGCGGCCUCCAAGAGUCUUCGGCACUCUAUACGGGCGGCGAAGGGGACACCUUCAUCUUUCCUUCCAGCUAGAAGCUCAGAUGCAGCCUGCAGCUCUCCUGGAGCUGCAGACACCAACCAAUGAGUUGGUCAGAGAGAUGGCGACGUCCGGACUCAUGAGGAUCGCCCUGGAAUGCGACCGUGGUGGAGCGGGGAGGCUGAUGGAUGAGCCGAUGUGGAGAGUUUACUGCAACGGGCUGCGGUGCGGGUAUGCUGUCCGGAGGGAGUGCAGGCCGGAGGAUUGGAAGGUGCUGCGUGCGGUGGAGCCGGUAAGCGUGGGAGCCGGCGUGCUGCCGGCAGGCGCCGCGGGGUGUGGAGAGGAGGGGGAUGAGGUGAUGUACAUGAGGGCAAUGUUUGAGAGGGUGGUGGGUUCUGGGGACUCCGAGGCUUUCUAUAUGAUGAGUCCUGAUGGUCAUGCCGGGCCUGAGCUGUGUGUUUAUCUCCUCAGAGUAUGAAAUUGUCUCCUCUAUCAUGUUUCUCAUACAUAUCUCUCAAAUCUUAUUUAUUUACAUAUUUAAUUUUCUUAUUUUAAUGUUCAAACUUGCCAAUUUGCCAACUUGUUUUUGUAUGAAAAACUAAAUUUCAUUUUUGAAAUGUUAACCAUUG